AUGACCAGGGGAGAAGCCCUGUCCUUACUUCAGGACUUUGUCGACCGCUCUUACCAUCUUCUUCUAAUCAUCCAUGAAUCUUCUACUCGCUCUCUGGUCGACCAGUUCUACACACGGCUGUCCAAUGGUCAGCGCGUCAACCCGAGCCAUGCAUCCCUGAUUCUCAGCAUCUCUGCUAUCAGUGCCUAUUUCUGGGACGAAAGCACCACGAGUCAUCACGGUUUUGCCUCUGCCGCUGAAGCAAUACAGGCAUCCCUUGUUUGGCGCACAUCGGCCUUGGACAUCCUGGACGGGCCACGGCGAGGGUCUUACCCCUGUCUUGAAGAGAUUCAAGCCCGUGCUAUUCUGGCAUAUCUGGUCUACAGUUGGGAGGGCUGCUCUGCCCGCUUUAGAUUCCUGCAUAGCGGUUCGCUGGUUCUUGCUCGGGAAAUGUCCCUUCAUUUGACAGACAGUCCGAGAUCUGAACAAAACGACAGUCCAAUAACCAAAGAGAUCAAGAGACGAUUGUGGUGGCAUCUUGCUUCCACCGACUGGAUGCUUGGUUUCAUGGGGGGCCCUUUCGAUGGCACAUAUACAGUGCAGCCACGCCAUAUGAAUGUCAAAUAUCCACGGAACCUCAACGAUAACGACUUGAACAUGUGUGACAGCACGUUCACCUAUCCCAUUAAUAUCCCAACACAAAUGUCGUGUUUCAUUCAGCGAAUCCGUCUCUCGGAAAUAUGCCGAGCAAUUAUCGACUCCAGAACGCCAGGCCUCCCUGAUAUGGAGGUUAUAGAGUACAGUCAAGUCCUCGCGUUAGACCGUCUUUUUGAAGACACCAUCUCUGAAUUGCCUCCUUUCCUGCAACUUGAUGGUCCCAUCCCUCCUGAAGCACCCCGUCAUCUUGCCCUACAACGGUCGAUCAUCCAACUGGGAUUACAUUCCCGACGUGCACGUCUUCACCGUCCCUUUCUUUUGGAGGAGACACAUGACCCGCGGUACCAGACAUCCCGUGUGAUAUGUCUACGGUCUGCACGCAUUGCACUUUCCAUCUCCACGAGGAUAUUAGAGAGCUCGUUGGGUCUCCACCCGGCUUCUCCAGGGGCACCGCCAUCGCAUCGUGUCGGCGUAGUCAUCGGUUCCAUGUUCGUGGCUUGUACCGUGUUGGCAUUGAGUGCAGGGCAAAGCUCUAAUGGUGGUCGCACGGCUCCUACAAUAGAGGAGACAGGAUUAGAUAUCGAUGUACAUGCUGAGCUGGCAAAUGCUUGUCGCAUCCUCGCUGCGAUUGGGGAGAAAUCGACUCUAGCAGCUGGACUUGUCCGCAGUCUGACCGGCAUCCUACGGCAGUAUCGAGUCAAGGGCGUGGAUUCUGUCCAGACUCUACAUGGAAGUCGUGAUGCGGAUACUGAUGCAGGUCCGGUACACAAGGAAAAUCCUGAGAUGAGCGAAGGCCAGAAACCGUCUGAGGCUGUGAGCAGCGACGAUGCUGAACCCGGACUCGAUCAGCUAUGGGAUGAAUUUAUGAAUACCAUGCCGAUGAUUGAGAGCUGGGACCAGCUCCUAGCUGAUCUGGACUCUUACUUUCUGGCGUGA
Messenger RNA from Monascus purpureus, 1572 nucleotides. The record is from the annotation of a GenBank genome assembly. Lineage: Eukaryota; Fungi; Ascomycota; Eurotiomycetes; Eurotiales; Aspergillaceae.